Messenger RNA from Plenodomus lingam JN3, 174 nucleotides. The record is from RefSeq and is a predicted model, not a curated record. NCBI's taxonomy places the organism in Eukaryota, Fungi, Ascomycota, Dothideomycetes, Pleosporales, Leptosphaeriaceae.
AUGUCGAGGCCAAGAACCAUUCUCCUCUCUUCGCCAGCGUGUCAAAAGAAUUACAAUCUCCCAGACCAAAGAACCAGUUUGACCACCUCCUUUCAUCGCCGAGUACCCGACAUAUUACCAAAGAUUCGAGACGAACUUCUCAUCACCGAUGCGCAACAUGCUACCCUAGCCUAG